Molecule: messenger RNA, 774 nt
Organism: Oppiella nova
Lineage: Eukaryota; Metazoa; Arthropoda; Arachnida; Sarcoptiformes; Oppiidae
Source: the annotation of a GenBank genome assembly
AUGGCAUUAAUAGAGACGAUCGCAUUGGUGGCCACAGUCAUCACUAUUAUCUCAUUCCUCAGUGGACUGUCCAUUUGUCUGGAUAUCUACCGCAAAGGAUCCACUCAUGAGUUCUCGUCCAUACCAUUCAUAGCCGGAGUCUUGUGGUUAGGUUGCACUCUUUGGUUAAGAUAUGGUUAUAUGCUUUCGGAUGAGACCAUGAUUUUUGUCAAUACCAUCGGCCUAUCACUGCAAGCCUUUUAUCUGAUCUGGUUUUACGCCUUUACCAUCAAACGAAGUCAACUCAACAAACAAAUUGGUUUCUUAUUAUCACUGCUGGUGUUGGCGUAUGUGGUGGUGGAGUCGCGAUCGGAUCCCACGUAUUUGGCCGGACUCUUAGCCUGUAUCUCAUCGCUGGUGUUCUGCGCGGCGCCGUUGGCUUUGGUCCGCGACGUCGUUCAGUCCAAGAGCUCCGAGAAGUUGCCAUUCAUUCUCAUUAUAUCGUCGUUUAUGGUGACUAUUAUGUGGUUUCUGUACGGACUGGUCAUCAAAGAUCAGUUCGUGUCCGUCACCAACGGUAUCGGAGCCCUCAUUAACACCGUUCAGUUGUCUCUGUUUGUUAUUUAUCCAAAUAAAGCCAAAACACAGGCAAACGAUUUACGGCAAUCUCUAUUGAAUAGUCAAAAUGAUUUGAAACCCGUACUUAAGCUGUGAUUUAAAUUGUAAUAAUUUAAUUAUAUUUAAUGGUAUUAUCAUACUUAUGACCAAAGCAUAAAUCUCGUCCAUUUGUUUGCA